Messenger RNA from Marchantia polymorpha subsp. ruderalis, 647 nucleotides. The record is from the annotation of a GenBank genome assembly. Lineage: Eukaryota; Viridiplantae; Streptophyta; Marchantiopsida; Marchantiales; Marchantiaceae.
CUGGCUCCGCCACUGCAUACAUCUAUGUGUAUAGAUUAUAGAAACACAUUUCACCAGAUACACCUCUACUAUUGCUACGCAAGACAUGCAGUGGAUGGUGGAAUUUUAGUUAGACCAGUCACUAAAGACCUCUUCCUCUUAUGGUCAACCAUGAAUAUUUUAUCAUGGGAGGUGGAGACAUUGAGUAAAACAGCAAUCGUCGGAAACUAAGUUUAGAAGAUUCAAAGUCGAUCACUUUGUGGAAAUCUAGGAGAAAUAUUCUAGAUAAGCACUUGUAGCUCAGGAGGAGAAUGACAGAGUGUCGUUCAGCAUCAGAUCAGGACGAGGGAGGAAUCAGUCUAUGUAAUGGAGCUUAUUAUCGAUAUAAGUAUUACUCCAUCACGCAAACUGGUGUCAAAUUCCAUCUGUGCUCGUUUCCCGUUCGUCGAAAUCCACGACAUGUGAAGCUUAUUCAGGGUGCAGAAUCUCUGAACAUUUGGAUCGCCACGUUUCAUUUGGCACUUGUUAGGAAGAGGGUAUGAGGUUGUCUCUUAUACCGCCCUAAAGAAUCCGCGGACAACCAAUUAGGGCUCCCGAGUUUCACUCAGUUGUUGAUGCCGAACUAAUCAAAGUGAACUCCAGUCAGUUGACUCAAUGCAUAACUAUGG